Messenger RNA from Nothobranchius furzeri (turquoise killifish), 3328 nucleotides. NCBI's taxonomy places the organism in Eukaryota, Metazoa, Chordata, Actinopteri, Cyprinodontiformes, Nothobranchiidae. The record is from RefSeq and is a predicted model, not a curated record.
AUUUAGGUACUCACUUGACGUUCUUCGUCCUGGUAGAGCGAGAGCCGUAGGUGGAAGCUCGCCUGUGGAGCAGCCGGCCGGAGAGCAAUUCAACUGGCCGGACUUUGAUGAGGAAGUGGCCAUGCAGCUCCCUGAAAGGCGAUCCCCCACCGGAGGGCAUCUGCUUUCCCGGGUUUCAGCACCACUUACUGUUGGGUAUUUUAUAUGUGCCAUGGUCCUUUACCUGAAAUAACACACCUUACACAAAGAGAAACAGAGGAGAGAGAGAGAAGGCCCAAACCCCCUCCGGAGCUUUCCAUCGUCUCUCUCCCAUAUUACCUCUCCUCUAUUACCUUAAAGAAAGUCAAAGCACAUACAGGUAAUUUGGUAAAUUGUAACAAACCUUAAAAUACGUUACAAAGCUUCCUUUGCAACGGGUGAGGGAAAGACACAGAGACACACUGGAGUCAGAAGCCAUUUUCCUCUCACAAAGAGCCAAAGCUUGUGGAGAGCUUUUAUUUGACAACACACACACCCACAAAUUCCUCAAACACCCUCCUUUGCCUCAGAAAACAAAAGGAAUCCUUCUGAUAGCAUGAAACUCCCCGUCUGACUAGCUUCAAAUAAUGGAACAAAACACCUCGAGCAGAAAGGAGGUUCUGAAAACAUUCAAACGUAUUUGGGUCAGUACUUUCCCUAAAAACAUCUAAACAUAUAUGGCUGAGGUGAACUCUGCUUGAUAUUCAGCUUUUAUCCAUCAGAACCUAUGUGUGAAUGCGAUGUCAGUCAGAGCUUCCUUAUCAAAGUAAGCCGAGUUCUGGUGAAAAAAGUUUGGUUUGCUCUACGUUAUAAAGUUCUUCUCAUCAGAAGAACAUCAGACGCUAUCAGUCAUGUCCACUUCACCCGUUGCAUAGUGGAUCCGAAAGUUGCAGGAGUCGGCUGACCUCUGGCACCGGAGGGCUGUAGAAUACCGUGGUACCGACUCUUCAGUCCAGAGAUGUCUCGGGUCACUACAGCUGGAUGGAACCGUGCGUCUGGAGGACUCUUAAGGAGUCUAAUAUCAGCUUUGUUUCUGCAGGAACUGUUCGCUCAUCAGCUUCUCAGUUGCAAAAAGGUUUUGACGACGUGUCAAAAUCUUUGAUGGUUAAAGAGGUUUACUACAGAUGGCCGGUCUGAUCGAUUCUCUAGAACUAACGAAUCACUCAGGAUGAUCCAGUUUUAAGGUUUAGAUGUUAUGACUUGCACAGCCAAUCAGAGGCUGACAAGUUUGGAGAUGUUUUACUAAGACAACUCAGAAACACGCCUUUGAUAUCGGAUGUCCAGACUGGUAAAAAAAAAAAAAAAAAAAAAGUUAUGUGUUGUAGUCUAACUUAGCCGUACUUUGUUAUUGUGUGAGUGCAGGUGUGAGGACCUCGUCGUCAUAACAUGUUGAACACGUGGCAGGUUCUAGUAGACAUAAACAUAACGUCCAUUCAGCGAGCACAGAUUCCUAUACUAUAUUAUAAGUAGUAAUAAAUGUUUAUUUAAUGAUUAUCUAGAUUAUGAGUCAUGGAAGAAGUUCAUAUUGAUUUAGGAAAUCAUUCUUGAUUUUAGCAACUGAUUGGAGCUGGAGUUGUUCCUUCUGUGGAGGCAGACUGAUGGACCUUGGGAAAGAAAGUUAUUGUUUAUCUUUCAGACUUGCAGAGUCUGUGAGCCCCAGCUGGUAUGAAGGCCGGCUCAUUUAAAGAGAACACAUGCAGUGUUGUGUCUCCUUUGUGACCAGAUGUUGAAUAGAUGGUGAAAGGUCAGACUGUACCUAAACUGACCAUUGCUGGAAGCUACAGGUCAUUUCCUGUCACAUGUACAAAUGUUUCAGUACAUUGUGUGAAUGUUGUGCUGAAACUCCAUUUGAAUUUGAUCACCCCUUCUGUCCUGAGUGGGAAAAUCCGGAAAGCGGUGUUUGUUCCGCUAAAAGAUCUUUUUUUCAUGAUUUUACCAGUUAUCAUCUUCUAUCACAGCAUGUUUGUAAAUUAUUAAACAAGUAAAAGAAAACUGUGUUUGUUCACUUUUUAAACUGAGGAUGUCUUCCUGUCUUCCAUCCAGCUAAGAGAGAGACGUUGCUCGGGCCUUUGUCUGCCAAGUCCAGCCCCAAACGCUGCCCUUCUGAGAACUUCUCCACAGCCUUUGGUCACUUGAUGCCUCGAGAGGAGUACCUGCUCCAUGCACACGAUGGACCAGUUGACAAGAGACGCCAUUCGUUCCACAGCAGCAGUCCCAGGAAGAGACUCCAGUUCACGUCAGCAGACAGCAACGAGCUUCAGGAGUCCGAGUCCUCUCGCCGUGUGAAGCCUCUGGACCCCCAGCUGGGCUGGGAAGAGCAGCGUGACCAGGGUUUACCCGACUCGCAGAACUUCUCAGAGGACUCGGCUCAGCUGGUCUUAGACAGACCGCAGUCGCUGGCCGAGGCAGAAAGGCUGUUGGACGAGCUGACACAGGAGAAGCUACAGAUCGAGGCAGCUUUAAGCAGGAUGCCUGGAGCAGGUGGCCGAGUGAGUCUGCAGACCCGAUUAGAUGAGGUGGCCUUAGAGAAACCGUCUGGAGAGACUGAAACCGUGAUCUGGGAUCCAUCCGGAUGACUCUGAAGAGAUUCCAUGUCCCUCCGAUCUUCUGCUAACAUAUAGAACAUCUGUCUUUGGUUCCUGCUACCACUCAGCACAGCACGGACUGUCCUGCUGUUUGUUUCUGUGCCGUGAGCUCAUCUGUUACUCAACACAUUUUUAUGGCCAUUUCUGAAAAAUACUCUGGGACAUUUUUUAUAUGUUGUAAGAAUAUUGAGAAUUUUGAAGUGUAUUUUUAGUAAAAACACAGAUUUAUAGAGGCGUUUACUUUUUUAGGCUUUGAAAUAUGAAUUUAAAAAACCUGUUUUACCACUGGGAAGGAAAAGUAAACAGCAUAAAUGGGAUUGUUUCAGUACAAAGACAGUCUUUCACCAGGGGGAUACCUCUGCCAUUUUUUUAUUUUGGAUCAGUGGGGAGUUGUAUAUUUUUAUUUGACAUAUGUUUGUAUUUAUUUAUGUGCCAUUAAAAAUAUGAUUUUCAUUUGAAGUUUGUACAUUUCACUUUGGGCCAAAUUUCUGAACUUGAAACUUUUUGUUUACUUGAAUCAAAGAUGCCUUUUUUAUUUUGUUUUAUUUUUGUUGUCUACUUGUCUGAGUUCUGCUGCAGCUCGUGGCUCAGAGCCAAGCCAGCACACUGAUCCUUAAGCACGAAUUUCUAUCACUGCUUGCGUUUCACCUCGUGGUGUCCAACAGAGACGUGACCCUUAUUGGACCUGUAAUGCUAUUUCACAAUAAAAUAAUCUGUUUUAUGAA